AUGACCGACACAGAAGCCCCCAAGGGGCUUUCCAACAAGCUCCAGAACAAGCGCAAGAGACAAGCCGACGACGCUGCUCCCCAGCAAGAAAAGCCCGAGGCAGGAACUCCUGCUGAAGGAACAAGCAAGAAGAAGCAGAAGAAGAACAAGAACAAGAAGAAGCUUGCCGAGCAUGAAGAAAGACAGAUAACGCGCAAAGAUGGCCUUGACGAAUCAAUUGGCAAGAUGGACGGCCGGUUGCUGAGCGAUCACUUUGCGCAGAAGGCCCGGAGACAUGAGAAGGAGCUUUCCGCUGUUGAGCUGAGUGAUCUCUCCGUUCCAGAUUCUGCAUUCCUCGAUACCUCUUCCUUCACCUCGUCCAGAAAGCUGGAACAGCUCCCUGAGUUCCUUAAGACAUUCAGUCCUAAGGGUCGCGACCUGUCAAAAUCGUCUGAGAAGCCUGGCACCCCUCAUACUCUCGUCAUUUCAGGUGCUGCUCUGCGGGCUGCUGAUGUUGUACGGGCACUCCGAUCUUUUCAAACGAAGGAAAGCAUUGUCGGCAAACUGUUCGCGAAGCACAUCAAGUUGGAGGAAGCGAAGCAAUUCCUUGACCGGGCUCGGUCUGGUAUUGGGGCUGGUACCCCGACCAGAAUAUCUGAUUUGAUUGAGUCUGGAAACCUCAAGCUGGAUGAGCUCGAACGCAUCGUUAUUGACGGAUCACACAUUGACCAGAAGCAACGGGGCAUCUUCGACAUGAAAGACACCCAUAUGCCAUUGCUGAAGCUGCUUACUCGGCCGGAACUGCGUGAGCGCUAUGGGUCGUCUAAGAAGAGUGUGAAGAUCUUGGUGUUUUAA
This is a messenger RNA of Penicillium bovifimosum, 834 nucleotides long. RefSeq lists its product as uncharacterized. Gene Ontology annotation, cellular component: 90S preribosome; nucleus. The coding region runs from base 1 to 834 and encodes 277 amino acids. Lineage: Eukaryota; Fungi; Ascomycota; Eurotiomycetes; Eurotiales; Aspergillaceae. The transcript is spliced from 4 exons. The record is from RefSeq and is a predicted model, not a curated record.